GACUACCCUCCCCAGACCCCACAUGUUGGGAUCAAACUGGGUUAGUUGUUGUUGUUGUUGUUGGGGAGGCAUGUGCUAAAAGUAACUAGUUGUGUAUAGAAUAGUGAUUACAUUGAAGCGUAUGUAUUUUUCAUUGUACUCACAAACGAAUUAAUUUCUUACAAAACUACAUAGGAAUCUUAACAUUAUUGUUGAGAGAGAAUCAGAUAUAAUGAGUCAAUCACCAUUUUUACAUCCAAAACAAAUUAAUUUACUGGAUUUAUAGUGCAAAUUAUUUAUUGUGAUUAUAGUUCGACUCCAACAGAGAUUGAACAAGAGCUUGCUGAAUAACUCUAUAUAUUAUGUGAAUGUAACAAUUGUCGAUUUCAUUGCGUGGUACUUUGGUACUAUUUACUUUGAAACUGAUUCUAAUAAUAUCAAGAUUAUGAACGCCAUUUAUAGCAUUAAGAUGCCAUAGAGUAAUAUAAUACCAUUUUUCUUGCACUUACUGUGACAAGGGCAUGCAACCAAGUGGAGGAAUUUAUAGACUCAUACUGCUUGUUCUAGUCCUGUCUUCAAUUAAUCAGUGGUAUUUUUAUCAGCCAAAUGUAGUAAACAUGGGAUCGAAUAAGAAAAGAGACUGGUCUGCUUAGUUUAUCAAGAAGGAAGCGGUGCCCGCAAGAAAUAGGUUAACUUAGCAGCUUUUCAUCCAAAAGGCUAGGAAAAAAUUGUACUCAAUACGAAAGUUAUCUGACUAUUUUCUUAUUUGGUUUGAUUAUCAAAAACUAGAAGAAAAUCAAAGAGACAGUAUGCUUAAGCGGUCCGUUACUGACUUCGUAGUUCGAGAACCCUCUUACUAAGAAUAGAUUUGCUUCGCCUGGAAAAAUCCUGUUUUACUAAAUAUUAGAGAUGUCACUGGUGGUAUCUUCCCAUCCAGCAAGCUAUUGUUUAAUGUCCUUUUUCCUUUUUAUCUUAUUUGAUUCGAUAGGGAUGGUGGUAGUAUUUUGACUUUGGUGUGUCUCCUAGUUAGCCUCGAGUCUUACCAUGCCAAUGAUGAAAUUAGUCGGCUUCAUAUUACUAGUUUCUUAGGUAUAGAGGAGCUUCAGAAUGUUGUUGUGACCAUCCACUGGGAUAUUCACAGAGGAUACAAGGAUGGUUGUUUUUAGUUGAUUGGAUGUCCUACUCAUCCAUACAGUUGGACAUUAUUAGCAUAAGAUUAUGCUCCCUGUGACAAAAUCUAUGUACUGUUUCUGUCAAAACACUUUAGGCAAUUGUAGCAGGACAUCAUCCAAAACUUUCAAGUGAUGUCUCGUUGGUUGCUAUUUUUGGUUCAACUGUGAAUUCCAGCUGCUUGGGUGUUGGUUCUUACGACCACUUUAUUCAGUUGGUCAUGUAGAAUUUUAGUUAUUUGCUGAAAACUUUUUUCUGCCAUGAAUUUAAUUUUGAAUGUAUGAUCUCUUACGUUAAUGUCUAAAUUGUUAUAUCAGAGAAGCUCAAUGUGAUCCUUGUUUCAUCAAGUCAUUGAGCUGUGCGUUAACGUUGAAAGAAUCUGAGAAUCGGUUUAAAUGAGAAAACUGUUAACAUUUUUGAAAGCCUGAUAUAUAUAUUUCCUCAGAUCGUGUAUGGUAUCAAUUUCUCCUUGAAAUUUUCUUUUCACUUUUUUGUUUCUGCAGCAUCCUUUUACCUAUUGCCUUUUCCUGAACUUGUUUGAAAAUGCUUCUAAAGAAAAGAUUCAAUUGAAAUUGUGACUGCUAUCGUAUUGAUCACGCUAACUUGCAUCCUUCACUACUUCUCUUGGAAUUUAUCAAAGAAGAGUGACUUGGAGUAUAUUUGAUUGUCAGAUAGAGGACAGAUAUGAAAGCCAAAGAGGUGAAAUUGUUUCUGGUUGUCAUGUAUAGAUAAUCAAGCGCAGGAAAUCAUUCAUGUCUGGAUAAGCGAGAAACAAGAGAGGAAGUAUAGAUUACUUAUUAAGAAAAAAAUGAUGGAAGAAGAUGAUGUAUUAGUCAAUAUUAAAAAGAACAAGUUCGUUAUUAGUUUACUUAUGGUUCCUGUUGGAUUUGACAAGAAAAUAUACACAAUAUAAGAGCUGUCAAGCCUUUCAUUUAUGUAUGUCCAAUUAUAGGAGAAAAGAUAUUUACACAAGUACUUGAUUCCCCUAUAUCCAAACCCCUUUGCUGCAUUUAAUGUGUCGAUAUAUGAAACCAAAAACUAGUUCACAUUUAGUUUCUUUCAUUCUAUUUGGAUGCAAAAAUUAAUUCUUUGUAGAUUACAGUCUGGAGUGCAUAAGAUAUUUGUGGGUAUGUGUCAAGGAAAGGUUGAAAAGACAAUGCAGCCCUGGCAUUGUGUGUUAAAGCGUCAUUCCCUAUGCUGAAGUACCCAAUCUAUUUCUCUGCAUUCCUUGUUUAUCAGGGUGAAGCAAAGCUUAUUUGGUUGAAAGACCAAAAUAGCCCUAGCGAUGUGUGAGAAGGCGGAGAGGCCUAUGAUGUGCUCAGUUUUCCUUCCUUUCCAAUUAGUUUAUUGAAUAGCUGCACGAGACAUACCCUAUUUGCCUUCGUCCUUUCUCUGGCGGUAGAUCAGCUUACUGGUGGUACUUCAUGUCAGGGUUUAUAUUAAGUCCAGGACACACGAGAUAGUUGCUGCAACAUUAGCUGUUUCAGAUUAGUGUGUAACUGCUAAAGCUGACCCACAGGUGAAAAGAUGAAUCACGGUGAGAAUAUGGAGUCCAAUAUUGAUUAUCACAUACAAGAUGAGGCGGAAAGGCUGCUUAAAGAGAUUGAACUGAUGACGAAGAAUGUUGAGAACUCUAAAUUAUAUGCUGAAUUGUGCUUCGAUCUCGAACAGAAUGAAGCAAUUCAAAAACAUCUGUUUCGCCAUUUAGGCUCCCAUUCACGCAUUCAGCUGGUAAUCUAUUCUUUGGGAAGCAUGGAAUACAGUUUUCAUUCACAGUUUCAGCUUGCCAUAGUUCUCCUACUAAAACGAGAUUUUUCCAAUCUGAUUGGCAAUAUUGAAGUAUAUGAUCCUGCAAUGUCUCCCGCUGAUAUCAUAGUUUUCAAGGAACUCGGUAUUGAGGUUCUAACCAUUGAUGAAAAUUGUAAGAGGCAAGUCCAGAAACCAACAAUGUUCUACAUGCCUUAUCCUAAUUAUAAUCUUAUCGGCAACCUGCUGGGAGCAAACUGGUCUUCGUCUUGUAUCAACCAGAUUUUUCUACUGACAAACUCAUUUCGCAGUACAUUGAACCUUAUUCGACAGUGUGAUUUUAGUGGAGAAACUGUGCAACGUCUAGAGAGAAUUCUCGGUUUCACAACAGAAAUUGACAUACAAACUAGCUAUGACAUGAUGUAUAUUAGUUUGUUCUCAGUAUUUUCUUGGCAUUUCUUUGAUGUGGAUCCCAACGUUGACAUGGAAACUUCACUGCCUGUGACUGAAAUUACAGAAUAUAAAAGAGAUGUCAAACUGGGACGUUCUUGGUUGGAUAUGCAAAGGUGUCUUGAAGAAAAUCUUUUGGAAUAUAUGCAAAGUGAUAUGACUAGUGAGGAAUUAGCGCAAAUUCUUGGUGAACAUCGUGGGCCUCGUCAUUUAAGAUGCAACUCAGUUCCUCCUCCUCCAGGUUGGAUUAAGAUAAACAUCUAUGGAAUUGGUAAAAAGGGUGAUCAGCCAGGACGAUAUAGUGGUGUCUUUCAAGAUGAAACUGGAAUGUGUUUAGGUAGGUAUAGUGGUACCAUUCAUGUUGACGACAAUGUGAUUGCUGGACUGGAGGCCUUGAAGCACGGGUUGAUCAGAUGCACGGAAGGAAAGCCGAAUGCAAAAAAGUUGAUUGUGGAGUCCGAUAAUUUUAUACUUGUCCAAUUUGUUAAUCGUCGCCCUGAGCCAGAAGAAAUAACCAUGUGCAGGUUGAAAGAAAUUUUUGGCUUGAUGGAGCGUAUAACUUGUGUAAUUUACCAUGUGUAUGAAGAAGCAAAUGAAGCUGCUAGAAACUUGGCUCUGAGAGAUGAACGUGAUAAUCGUGCAUAGAUAGCUUUGUUCAAACAGGUUUCAAAUUCAAUUUACCGUUUAUGGAAAGUGAUGUUUUUUGUUUGUAAAAUCUGGAGAGACUUGAAGAAUGGAUGUUUAAGUUGUCAGGAUAAUUUACAUUUUAACUUUUGUUUAAUUUUGCUUUGGAUGUUUAGGAUGAUA
Messenger RNA from Nicotiana attenuata, 4152 nucleotides. RefSeq lists its product as uncharacterized. Gene Ontology annotation, molecular function: nucleic acid binding; RNA-DNA hybrid ribonuclease activity. Gene Ontology annotation, biological process: microtubule-based process. NCBI's taxonomy places the organism in Eukaryota, Viridiplantae, Streptophyta, Magnoliopsida, Solanales, Solanaceae. Gene Ontology annotation, cellular component: nucleus; cytoplasm. The transcript is spliced from 4 exons. The record is from RefSeq and is a predicted model, not a curated record. Bases 2677 to 3990 code for a protein of 437 amino acids.